This is a messenger RNA of Coccidioides immitis RS, 1032 nucleotides long. RefSeq lists its product as uncharacterized. The transcript is spliced from 2 exons. The record is from RefSeq and is a predicted model, not a curated record. Lineage: Eukaryota; Fungi; Ascomycota; Eurotiomycetes; Onygenales; Onygenaceae. Bases 1 to 1032 code for a protein of 343 amino acids.
AUGACCGCUGCCCGUACGAUCCGUAUCAGUAACUUCAUUCUCCGUAUCCUCCAGCUAUGCGUCUCGGUCAUUGUUUUGGGAAUAUUUUCUUAUUUUCUUGCCGUGCUUGCGGACCAUAACCUAGCAAUCCAAAGGUGGGUGAAAGCUGUCGAGGGCAUAUCUGGCAUGGCCGCUUUCUACGCCAUUGUAGCCUCCAUCUUCACCCUCAGCAUUGGCGGCAUUCCGUUCUUUGCGGGCGUGGCUAUGGUCCUAGACUUUGCCUUCACAGCCGGCUUUAUCGCAAUCGCAAUUAUGGCCCGGGAUGGUACACAAGCUUGCACUGGACAUGUUGACACUCCUAUUGGAAACGGCGACGCAAACCAGCCCGCCGGAGGUUAUGGAUCUGGCGGGUUUGGGACGGGAGAUGGAAAGCAGCUGAUAUACAUGCCCAGUCUGAAAUCUGCGUGCAGACUGCAGAAAGGCGUUUUUGCAGUAUCCAUUAUCGGGAUAUUUCUGUUCCUAGUAUCGAUCAUCGCUCAGCAUCUCUAUAUGCACCACCGUGAAACGAUCAAAACUUCCCAGUCCGGUGGCUCUCGCCUCCGAUCGCUCUUUCGUUUCCGUCGUCACAAGGUUGACCCACGAUCCGCUAUUGUUGAUUUCAACCAGGCCAACGACGGCGCAAAUGGAACGAUCCCACUUUCAGAUCAACCCUCAACCGAGAAACCUCCUCGCUCUACUAAAGUAUUCGGCUGGGGUGUUAGUAACUACUCGGCCACCGAUCAGGUCACCGAGCCCCAGCCUACAGCACAGAGAGACGAUACCAGUGGAUGUUACAACAGCAACACUUCCAACAUGCAGGGUUACAACUAUUCGAGUCCGUAUCCCUACAGCAACUCAGCCUAUUACUACGGGAUCCAUGGGAAUCCAUAUUCAACCGACAAUCCUUAUAGAACUGAGGCAUGGCAGGACUAUGACCACGGACAGAGUGGCGUUGGAGAUAGCAGAUAUGCUUUUGGGUAUGGUGACAUGCAUGCAGGAAGAGCGACUUAUUGA